CACCGGAAAUUAAAAAAGAAAAGAGAGAGAGAGAGUUUUGUUUUCUAGUAUUAAAAACGGGCGAGUCGAGUCAAAACAUUGAGCCAUGACCCAGCCUUUCCCACUCGUGACUCACCAUUCCCCAAUCGCCCAUCCAAUUCUCACCUCCUGCGUCCCUUCCGUGCUCAUCUUUCCAUGUGUUUUAGCUUCUUUUGCCUCCAAAUUUUCGCAAAAUAUGUAAUUGUGUUGAAAUUAAUAACCCAUACCAUUUGACAGCAUUUUGGUUUCUGAUUGAGGAGUCUUUGGGUGUCUGCCACAGCACUCUAUGUUUGUUGCUUAUUUCGUUUUGGAUUACCAUAAUCUCAUUGUGCUUGUCAUGCACAAGGCUGAAUUAGGUGAACGUCAAUUUUGUUAUGGUAUAGGUUCCUGAAUGGUCAAGUUGAUGGCUCCAGCUCGCUCCUCUGUGUUUGCUGAUCCUGGAUGGGAACAUGGUGUUCCUCAGGAUGAGAAGAAGAAGAAGGUUAAAUGCAAUUACUGUGGGAAAGUAGUUAGUGGUGGGAUAUACAGGCUAAAGCAACAUUUAGCCAGAGUUUCUGGGGAAGUAACAUAUUGUGAUAAGGCUCCAGAAGAAGUGUUUCUCAGAAUGAAAGGAAAUUUGGAAGGAUGUCGUUCCAAUAAGAAAUCAAGGCAAUCUAACACUGGUGGACAUGUUUAUUUCAACUUCCACUCUAAUGUAAUUGAAGAGGAGGAAGAGCGAAUCAGUUAUAGAAGCAAAGGAAAGCUAUUCAUGGAAAAUAGAAACCCGGGUUUAAACUUGACCCCUCUACGGUCGUUAGGAUAUGUUGAUCCUGGAUGGGAACAUGGUGUUCCUCAGGAUGAGAGGAAGAAAAAAGUAAAGUGUAAUUACUGUGAGAAAAUAGUUAGUGGAGGUAUUAAUCGGUUUAAACAACAUCUAGCUAGAAUUCCUGGAGAAGUUGCACCUUGUAAAAAUGCUCCUGAGGAAGUCUAUCUUAAAAUAAAAGAGAACAUGAAAUGGCAUCGUACUGGGAAGAGACACAAACAACCUUAUGAAAAGGAGAUACCUACUUUUGAUGUGGGACCAAAUGAUGAAGAUGAAGAGCAAGAGGAAGAAGAUCAUAUUCUGCAUCAGAAGAGUAAGGAAAAGCUGAAAAUUGGUGAUCAUGGGUUGGGUAAAGAUUUGAGAAAGACUUUCAGAGAGCUAUCUUCUUCUAGUUGUUCUGAACCAUUACAGAAAAAAUCACGAUUGGGUUCUGUUUUUCUAAAAGGAGUGAGUGAGACUGCACUUUCUUGCAAAAAAGUGAAGGAGAAAAUAGGGUUUGGUAAGAAAUCUAGCCAGGAAGUUUAUUCUGCAAUAUGCAAAUUCUUUUACCAUGCAGGAGUUCCUUUGCAAGCAGCAAACUCCCCAUACUUCCAUAAGAUGCUGGAGUUGGUUGGUCAAUAUGGACAUGGUUUGGCAGGCCCCUCAAGCCAACUGAUAUCAGGUUACUUUUUGCAGGAGGAAAUUAAAACAAUAAAAAACUACCUUGUUGAAUAUAAAGCUUCCUGGGCAAUCACUGGUUGUUCUGUAAUGGCUGACAGUUGGGUAGAUACAGAGGGUAGGACAUUUGUUAACUUUUUGGCUUCUUGUCCCUAUGGUAUCUACUUUGUUUCUUCAGUUGAUGUCACUUACAUCUUAGAAGAUGCUUUAAAUUUGUUUAAAUUGCUGGACAAAGUGGUAGAGGAAGUGGGAGAGGAAAAUGUAGUGCAGGUAAUCACUGAGAACACUCCCACAUAUAAGGCUGCUGGCAAGAUGCUUGAAGAGAAGAGGAGGAAUUUGUUCUGGACCCCAUGUGCGAUCUAUUGUAUAGAUCGAAUGCUUGAAGAUUUUCUAAAGUUAAAAUGUGUGUGGGAGUGCAUUGAGAAAGGCCAAAAAGUUACAAAGUUCAUUUAUAACAAUGUUUGGCUGUUGAAUCUUAUGAAGAAAGAAUUUACCCAAGAGCAGGAACUUCUCAUGCCAUCUCUUACCCAGUUUGCUUCCAGCUUUGCAACUCUGCAGAACUUGCUUGAUCACAGGACAAACCUUAAAAGAAUGUUCCAGUCAAACAAAUGGAUUUCUUGUCAGUUCUCCAAAUCAGAUGAGGGAAAAGAAAUGGAAAAGAUCAUAGUAAAUGUGACAUUCUGGAAGAAGGUGCAGUAUGUUUGCAAAUCAGUGAACCCGGUAAUGCAGGUGCUUCAAAAGGUUUAUAAUGAUCAAGGUCUGUCAAUGCCCUUUGUAUAUAAUGACAUGUAUAGGGCAAAGCUUGCUAUCAAAGCCUUCCAUGACAAUGAUGCACGUAAAUAUGGACCAUUCUGGAGCGUGAUAGAGAAUCAUUGGAGCUUACUAUUCCACCACCCUUUACAUACAGCAGCUUAUUUCUUGAAUCCAUCAUGCAGAUAUCGCCCUGAUUUUGUAACACAUGCAGAAAUGGUGCGUGGACUGAAUGAAUCCAUUGCUCGGCUGGAGCCAGACAAUGCAAGGAGGAUUUCUGCUUCCAUGCAGAUAUCUGAUUUCAAUUCUGCAAAAGCUGAUUUUGGGACCGAACUGGCAAUUAGUACUAGAACAGAGCUUGAUCCAGCUGCAUGGUGGCAACAACAUGGGAUAAGUUGCUUAGAGCUGCAACGCAUAGCGGUGCAUAUAUUAAGUCAGACAUGCUCAUCUUCCGGGUGCGAGCAUAAGUGGAGCAUAUAUGAUCAGAUCCAUACCCUAAGAUAUAGUCGUUUAGCUCAGAAAAGACUGAAUGACCUUACCUAUGUUCAUUACAACUUGAGACUCAGAGAGAACCAAUUAAAGAAAAGGUCCAACAACUCAGUCUCCCUUGACAAUACUUUGGCAGAGCAUCUACUUCAGGACUGGAUUGCUGAGGCAGAGAAGAGAUCCUGGCAAGAGGAUGAGGAAAUCAGGUAUGGUGAAAAUGGAAUGGCAUAUGAAGACGAUAAUGAGAAUGAUAGAGUUGAUUAUGAAGGUGGAACUCAAGGGGCUCGAAAGGGAUCCAUGGAGCGCUUGAGCUUGGCUGAUGUGGAAUCUCAAUCUUUGGAUAUUGAUCCUGUCACUGACGAUGAAGAUGAUGGUGAUCUCAAUUAUUACAAUGAUGAUGUGAGCGAUUAGUUUGAAAUUCUUAUGGUUGAAGUCGAUGAACACAAAGUAAUCAAAGUGUAGAGAAGAGGGCAAAUAGAUGUUUUGCAGGAAUUGUAUCCUCCGUGGUAAAUUUACCAGGCAAUUACAUCAAACUAUGUAGUUGUUGUGUUCGUGUGUGUCAAUUAAACGUAAAAUUUUGUAGCUAACAAAUGUUGUAUGUUAUCUCAACCAAAACCAAUGUACUGAAAUACAUAUAUUCAUGGUUGUUAACUA
This is a messenger RNA of Theobroma umbraticum, 3367 nucleotides long. Its product is annotated as hAT dimerization domain-containing protein. Gene Ontology annotation, molecular function: DNA binding; protein dimerization activity. Lineage: Eukaryota; Viridiplantae; Streptophyta; Magnoliopsida; Malvales; Malvaceae. The record is from RefSeq and is a predicted model, not a curated record.